This is a messenger RNA of Paraphaeosphaeria sporulosa, 2756 nucleotides long. Its product is annotated as origin recognition complex subunit 1. Gene Ontology annotation, cellular component: nuclear origin of replication recognition complex. Lineage: Eukaryota; Fungi; Ascomycota; Dothideomycetes; Pleosporales; Didymosphaeriaceae. Gene Ontology annotation, molecular function: ATP hydrolysis activity; chromatin binding; DNA replication origin binding. The transcript has 3 exons. Gene Ontology annotation, biological process: DNA replication initiation; mitotic DNA replication checkpoint signaling. The record is from RefSeq and is a predicted model, not a curated record. The coding region runs from base 205 to 2706 and encodes 833 amino acids.
UGUGCUUUGCCGUGCCAUGUGCCGUGGUUGUGGUUGCUCUUGAUGCAAAUGAUGUCUUUGAUGGUCGUGAGGGUUCUUCGUGUGUGACGUUGGUGGGCCCGUGGCCUGCGCGAGUCGCGUUUCCCCAGCGCCAAGAGCGACGCGUCCGACCUCUAAUGUUUUCUACCGUGGUAAGCUGCGCCAAAACGUCAACCACACAUAGCCAUGGCACCGGAACGAUCCAGAGCCGAAAAGGCACGACAGAUCCUCGCCAAUGGCGCCGUCCAACGCGAGGAUUCCGACGAUGAGCUCGGCUACGAAGACCACCCAUGGGAGUGGAUUCACGAGAGCGCAUCCGAUGCGCAGGCCUCACAGAAUGGGACGCCGCGAAAGCGCAAGGCAGCUGUCGCAAGCUCUGGCCCACGUAUUGUAGGCGCUCGUAUGGGCAGCUUCACAUGUAAAGUGGGCGAUGCCGUGUUCUUGAAGGCAGAGGGAAACCAGGCUUGGGUUGGGCUUAUAUGCGAAUUGUUUGAAGAUGAGGACGAGGACAACGAGAAGAUGGCCAAGUUCAUGUGGUUUGCCUCAGAAGCGGAGAUCAACAACAAGAGCACCAAGCGGACCGACUUCCUUCCUAACGAACUCUACAUUUCGCCCGCUUUCGACAACAACGAGCUCACGACAAUCAACGGCACCGCCAAGAUCGUUUCGCACGACGAGUUCAAGCGCCUGUACCCAAGCGGCCAGGUGAAGAAGACAGACAAGAACUAUGGCAAGGUUUUCAUAUGUAGGCGAGGCUGCAACACCAGGACUACAACAUAUACCCCGGAAUUUGUGUGGGAAGAUGUUUUCCAGGGCGAAAAGGAUCUCCCCGCCUUGAAGGAGUUGGUGGAGAGCCAGACUAAAGCCACCCGCAAGCGCGGCCGCCCGCGGAAAGACACUGUGGAUCUGGACGACUUCGUGGCGCCUGACUCUGACGACGACGGGGCACCAAAAACUCCCAGAAAGCGCCGUAAAUUGGGACAAGCCAGUACUCUAACAUCGACGAAGAAAAGCCCAGCUGCGAAGAAGUUCCUUACCCCGACACACAAACGCAUAGUGGUCAAGAAACAGCUCAUGUUCACUCCUCUCGGAACCCGACUGCUCGACCCUUCAGCUAUAUCCUCGCCAUUCCAAAUUGCUAGGAACCAGCUGCAUGUGUCAUCUGUACCUGACGCACUCCCUUGUCGCGAAGAGGAGUUCUCUGCAGUGUACCGUGAAUUGGAAGCGGCCAUCAUUGACGGCUCGGGCGCCUGCAUCUACAUCUCCGGUACGCCCGGUACUGGGAAGACUGCCACCGUACGAGAAGUGGUAAUGCAGCUGCAGGCAGCAGCCAUGGCCGAAGAACUGGACGACUUCAUAUUCUGUGAGAUCAAUGGCAUGAAGGUCACUGAUCCUCAUCAGGCUUACUCACUUCUCUGGCAGACUUUGCACGAUGAUCGCGUGAGCCCGUCGCAUGCGCUGGAGCUAUUGGAACGCGAGUUCAAUACUCCAAACCCGCGGCGUGUACCCUGCGUCGUCCUCAUGGAUGAGCUCGACCAACUGGUCACCAAGAACCAGUCCGUCAUGUAUAAUUUCUUUAAUUGGCCGAACCUACGGCACAGCAGACUGAUUGUACUCGCCGUUGCCAACACCAUGGACUUGCCGGAGCGAACGUUGAGCAACAAAAUUAGUAGUCGACUUGGUAAGUGCAGGCAACGCGAUCCUUUGAAGGGCCCCGCCGUAGCAUUCUGGCACAGAGCAGAGCCAGAUGUUUACGAGUCUGCAAAUCUUCCCUUGAUCGGGGUGCAGGCGGCAUCCUCCGGGUCCCAGGAUAGCGAGGCUAACACGCGCAUAGGCCUGUCACGUAUUACCUUUUCAGGGUAUACGCAUGAUCAAUUAACGCAAAUUAUACAGUCCCGACUGGAAGGUGUCCCUGGCAACAUCGUCCAUCCAGAUGCUAUCCAGUUCGCGGCACGUAAAGUUGCGGCGGUGAGCGGUGACGCCCGCCGUGCGUUGGAUAUCUGCAGACGCGCGGUCGAGAUUGCGGAGACGGAGGCAGCAGAGCAAGAGGCCGAGGGCGAAAUAGGCCAGCCCCCAACCCCCAGUCGCACGGGCCGCAACAAAGGCAAAGCAGGAACUCGGCUCCCCGUAGACAGCGGUGAAUCGGUCAGUGUGCACCAGCAAAAUGCAGGCCCUGGUAAGAAGAAGGGCGAAGUCACGUGGGCGACGAUAAGACAAGCCAUCAACGAAGCCACGAGCAGUCCCCUGCAAGUGGCUCUGCGUGCCUUACCACUGGCGUCCAAGGUCUUUCUUGCAGCCCUCUUGGCGCGUAUCCGGCGUACGGGCAUUGGGGAGGCCGUGCUUGGGGAUGUUGUUGAUGAAGUCAAACGGUUGGGUUUGAUGAGCCAGCUGCAGCCGAUAAAUGAGUACCUUCUUCUGGCUGAUAACGGCAACGAAGGCACGACCCAACAAACCCACACGUCAACACCCUUGAAGCUUAAGGAUGGCAUUUCGAAACAGGCCAACGAAAAGGCCGCCCGCGCAUUAGGCAUCGCUUCCGCCGCUGCUGAGCUCACAGAAGCAGGCAUCAUUGGCACAGAGUACCGGCAUGGCGAGCGUGUUGGGAGGGUGCGGUUGGGGGUCGCAGAGGACGAGUUGCGGCUCGCUCUAGGCGGCGACGAGGAAGUCAAGGGCCUCGUCCCGACCUGAACAAGCAGCUACCGCGAGUUCGGAUCCCAGCCGUGCGCCAUGCUGCGGGA